This is a messenger RNA of Dunckerocampus dactyliophorus (ringed pipefish), 3321 nucleotides long. RefSeq names its product Unc4.1 homeobox (C. elegans) (gene uncx4.1). The transcript is spliced from 3 exons. Lineage: Eukaryota; Metazoa; Chordata; Actinopteri; Syngnathiformes; Syngnathidae. The record is from RefSeq and is a predicted model, not a curated record. Gene Ontology annotation, biological process: regulation of DNA-templated transcription. Bases 174 to 1727 code for a protein of 517 amino acids. Gene Ontology annotation, molecular function: sequence-specific double-stranded DNA binding; DNA-binding transcription factor activity, RNA polymerase II-specific.
CAACACGUCGCUGCCGGCUUUCCACACGCUCAUCCGUGGCCGCGGGAGACAACGCAUCCACUCCUGACCUUCUUUUACGAUCAUUCCCUCCUUUGCUGACUGCAUGUUCAGCCACACACUGCCCCCUCCUGCGCAUCCUCACUUCGGCCCCGCCGCAUGCAGCCCGGGCGAGCAUGGACAGUCGCGUCCUCGAGCAUCAUCCUCACGCCCACUUCGGAGGCACCUUGGGCGGGCUGGUGGGUUUUCCGUACCCGCUCGGUCCUCACCACCACCAGCAGCACCAGCAUCACCAGCAACAUCACCACCAUCACUCCCAGCAGCAGGUCUACGAGCUCGCCAGCGCGCACCAGCUUCAAUCUGCGGCCGCCGUCCCCUUCUCCAUAGACGGAUUACUUAACGGCUCCUGCUCGGCCUCUGUGGUCAGUUCCAGCGGGCUCUUGUCGCCCGACGGACAGUACAAACUCUCCGAUUCCGGGGACCCAGACAAAGAAAGUCCUGGUUGUAAACGGAGAAGAACCAGGACCAACUUCACAGGCUGGCAGCUGGAGGAGCUGGAGAAGGCCUUCAACGAGAGCCACUACCCUGAUGUGUUCAUGCGGGAGGCACUGGCCCUCAGGCUCGACCUGGUGGAGUCCAGGGUUCAGGUUUGGUUCCAGAACCGACGUGCUAAGUGGAGGAAGAAGGAGAACACAAAGAAAGGGCCCGGCCGGCCUGCGCACAACUCCCAUCCAACCACAUGCAGCGGUGAGCCCAUGGACCCAGAGGAGAUUGCGCGGCGCGAACAAGAGCGCGCGGAGAAGAAGAAACGCAAGCAGGAGCGGAAGCUGCUCAAGUCACAGAACAAACUUCUUCAAGGCGACAGCUUCCACACGCCCGGCGGUUCAGAAAGCGACAGUGGUGUGUCGCAAUUCACCGACAGCGAGCAACAGCCAACUUCGGGCCUGAACGGGAAUAUUCACGUGGACCUUCCCCCAACAACGAGAGGCGCCGAAGGACAACACCAAACCGAAUCCAGCUGUGACCAAACAAGACACAACUUCAACCACCAAAACCAAAGAAGAGAAGCAGAGCAGGUUUCUCCGGGAAGCACGCACAGCUCUGGUAGUCCUGCGGGUCCGAGGUCCGAGGCCCUGCAGAAGCGGAACCCUUUCAGCGUGGAGAGCCUUCUCUCAGACUCUACGCCUCGACGGAAACCACAGCUGGACUUCUCUCUGCCUACUCAGAGGACACUGGUGGGUAAAGGUCACUUUUUGCUUUACCCCAUUACCCAUCAGCCCCUUGGCUUUCUUGUGCCACAGACGGCCUUGAAGGCAGCACCAUGUCAGGAGGGCAUCAACAGGCUCCACCUAGGACAAAGCCUUGAACAGACUCCCACUGACCUUUCUUGCAGUCUCACUAAGCCUACAACCACGGAUCAUAAAACACCCAACCACCACGGUCCUGAUAGCAAUAGAGGCGACUCAGAGGAGCAUGCUGGCGACUGUGGUACGCUUCCCGACUCUCUGACGUCCUUGCAGUGCAGCAAUUCAGACGAGACGCAAGCAGAGGCCAAGCUGACCAAAGACUGCCAAGCUGAGGAGCAGAGCGUGAAAGAGGAACGGAGUGCAAACGAGGAGCGAGGUGCAAAAGAGGAGCCGGCAUCUCCGGACCUCUCAGAGUGUCUUAGCAUAAACACAGACUGUAGAGAUGCACCCGAAACAGAUGGCGAGGAUGUGGAUAUGGACUAAUGCAUGCUUGCUCAGAAACAGUCAGAAAUCGGGGCACAGUUGGAGUCCAUUUUGCUCCUUCAAGGUACCGUCUACACUAAUGUACCUCAUAGAGCUGAUCGGUAGACUCAAUGGUACCUCGUCCACGGCCGCUAAAGGUACAGGAAUGUUCCCAAGCUGUCAAAGGCUCAAUGGAUACAAAAACCUUUAAGGUUUGACAAGUCAUCAUACUCCUUAAGGUACCUUUCGUUCUGAGAGUGGACUGUUCAAACAUUCCCAAAGCUCUGCACACAGUAGAUGCUUGCAAACAUAUCAGGAAUAGACGCGUUUCCACCAAGCGGCACAGUUCAGUUCGCUUAGGUACAGUUUGGAACGGUAAACCCUCAUUUGGUGCACUAAACAAACAGCAUACAGGCAUUAUAGCAGUGCAACAAAAGCCUCUACUGCACAGAAAUUCAGCAGAAUAUCUGCAUCACAGCUGUAACGGAAGAACUGUCAGUAACUUACUUUUCAUGUAGAACCCAGCGAAGACGAGGAAUAUUUCUGCAAUUGUGUGUGACUCAGUCAAUUUAACACAGAUCUGGCAAUAAUCUUUCACACAGAACCUAGCAAAGGUGGAUUAUUGACACAGUUGCAUGCGACAAAAGUUUCCUUUCAUACAAAACACAGUGAAGGCAGAAUAUUGCUGCAACUGUGUAUGACUCAGACAGUUUCACACAGCUGUCCCACCAUUUUGGCAUUUACACGACUAACGCAGGCGUAGUACCAGCUCUGUCACAGCUCUGAUGCUAUCUUCGAAGGUGGAAUAUUGGAGGGGUGUGAUAUUCUACAGAACAUACAUCAUACAGUACAUCUGUAUGUCUUGAACAAGCUGUGUGAAAGGGGCUAAAGUCAUUAAUUCAUUCAUUCAUUGCUUGUCGCCCAAUUAAUGAACUGCAGUGUGCCCCCUGCCACCCUUUAGGCCAUUUGGUAGCACAAAAGAAAAAUGACAAAAAUCCCUAUUUCGGCAUUCUACACAACUUUCAACAAUGGUGGGAAAAAAUGUGUACCAUCCCAUUGAGAACUGAACUGCACAACUUGGUGGAAAAGGGGCUUUAAUUCCCACCUACUUUUUUAAAUCACCUGUCCAAAAUGCUGAGGUUAAUCCUCCUCCUCCUCAUCACCCUCAUCAUCAGAUGCAGGUUUCCCCUCUCUUUUUGGUUGAGCAAAACCUGUAAAAGAAAACAUCUUUACUUGCAACCGAAAUCCUCAGAUAUUGUACAAAGGAGAAAAUGAUAUUUAUAUGUAAACGUUUUGAUAAAUAAAAGCUAUUGUUUAAAAAGUGAGCGCUGUCUUUGCAGGCAUGGAGCAAGAAGGGAAGGGAAAGGGGGGCGGCGACUUAGAACAGAUAAAUCCUCCAUCUUUGCAGUGCGCAGCUCACCACCGUCUGGCUGUUUGUAUUUAUUGCUUUAACAAAUUUAUUCAUUUGAAAAAGGCCGGCCCGGAAUGAGGUUAGUGGCCACCGGCUAUAGGACCCUGCACCUCCUGCAGAGUUUUGAUAUGAAAGUAAUUAUUUUCCCACUGGCUGCUGCAGGGUCUCCAGGCAGCCCCCGUCCCUCUCCCCCACCCACCCCUU